ACUGUGUACAACAACUGAGCUCACAUUGUGACAGUUCGACCAAUUUGCCCGAAUUCAUUGCAUCGGUAUUUGAAUUUUUUCUACGUAAAUUUUCCCAUUUUAACGAUAAUAUCUCGUUGGUUCUUUUUACAUUGAUUUCACAGAGACAUUUUCGUGUAAAUUACUUGAGUCGAAUUAAAAAAACCCACUUCAAAUGUACAUUUUUAAACCAGAUUGCAUCUACACUCUUCGAAAUCUCUGGACGUUUAGUCAAAUGCUGAAAAAUUCAAGUGAAAAAAGUUCGAUGCUACUUUGACACUUCGCUGUAUGUUCGCGCCAAUUUUGUUAAACUGUCGCAAACCACCAAAGUGUUAAUACGAAGUGCAGCUAGUGAAUUCGUGAAAAACACAGCCGUAAUCAGUUUAUUGGACUUUAGGAUUUAAAACAAGUUAUAUUAACAUUUUAAUUACAAGAUAAGAUUAUUUAUAAGAAAUUAAAUCGAAUAAAACCAAUACAACAAAAAUGGUUCGCUCUAAGAUGUUCGUCAUGAAGCGAGAUGGUCGCAAAGAGGAGGUCCAUUUCGAUAAAAUUACAUCGCGCAUCCAGAAACUGUGCUAUGGAUUGGACAUGGAAUAUGUUGAUCCGGUUUCGAUCACAUUGCAAGUCAUCAAUGGUCUUUAUACCGGUGUAACGACUCAAGAGCUUGAUACAUUGGCCGCCGAGACAGCAGCCACCAUGACAACUGAGCAUGCUGAUUACGCCGUUCUUGCCGCACGAAUCAGUGUAUCCAAUUUACAUAAGGAGACGAAGAAAUCGUUCUCAGAGGUCAUCGCUGAUUUAUACAACGCGGAAACGAAUGGUCGUAAGACGCCGAUGAUAAGUGACAGCAUUUACAAUGUUAUCAUGCAAAAUGCCGAGCAUUUGAACUCGGCUAUCAUUUAUGAUCGAGACUUCAACUACAAUUACUUUGGAUUCAAGACGCUAGAACGCUCUUACCUACUCAAGAUCAAUAGCAAAAUAGUUGAACGUCCACAACACAUGUUGAUGCGAACGGCUGUAGGCAUCCACGGCGCAGAUAUCGAUGGCGCAAUUGAAACGUACAACUUUCUCUCCGAGAAAUAUUUUACCCACGCAUCACCGACAUUAUUUGCAGCCGGCACACCGCGGCCACAGCUCAGCUCCUGCUUUUUGUUAGCAAUGACCGACGAUAGUAUGGAUGGCAUCUACGAAACGCUCGCACGAUGCGCAAAGAUAUCACAACACGCUGGAGGAAUUGGUUUAAAUGUACAUUGCAUUCGUGCCAAAGGAACGCCAAUCUCUGGAACUGGAGGUUAUUCGAAUGGCCUAGUUCCAAUGCUUCGCGUUUAUAAUGCAACCGCCCGGUAUGUUGAUCAAGGUGGCCGUCGUCCUGGUGCUAUCGCCAUAUACCUUGAGCCUUGGCACGCUGACAUUUUCGAGUUCAUCAAUCUUCGCAAGAACACUGGCCAUGAAGAAGAACGUUGCCGCGAUUUAUUCUUGGCUCUGUGGGUUCCGGACUUGUUCAUGAAACGGGUGGAAGCUGAUGAAAUGUGGAGUUUGAUGUGUCCACACAAAUCGCCGGAUUUGUACAAAGUAUGGGGCGACGAAUUUGAUGCACUUUACACAAAAUACGAGAGCGAAGGACGAUUUGAGCGUCAGGUGAAAGCGCGUGAUCUUUGGUUCCAGAUCGUUCAAUCGCAAAUUGAAACGGGUACACCGUACAUGCUGUACAAGGAUUCGUGCAAUCGCAAAAGUAACCAACAAAAUUUGGGCACAAUCCGAUGCAGCAAUCUCUGCACAGAAAUCGUUGAAUACACCGAUCCGGAUGAAAUUGCCGUUUGCAAUUUGGCCUCGAUUGCUGUCAAUAUGUUUGUGAAAGCAGAUAAAACGUAUGACUUUGGCAAAUUGAAGGAAAUUAGCAAAGUUGUCACAAGAAACCUGAACAAGAUCAUUGACGUCAACUUCUAUCCGUUGCCAGAGACUGAAAAGUCCAACAAGCGUCAUCGGCCAAUUGGUAUUGGCAUUCAAGGUUUAGCCGAUGCCUUCCUUUUGAUGCGUUUCCCAUACGAAAGCGAAGAAGCAGCCAAAUUGAAUCAACAGAUUUUCGAGACGAUUUACUAUGGUGCAUUGGAAGCAAGUUGCGAAUUGGCGGAAAAAUACAGGCCAUACGAAACAUACCAAGGUUCACCGGUUAGCAAAGGCAUCCUGCAAUAUGACAUGUGGGACAAGACACCAACCGAUUUAUGGGAUUGGAAUGCAUUGAAACAGAAGAUUGCCACACAUGGCGUUCGCAACUCACUGCUUUUGGCGCCAAUGCCUACGGCUUCAACAGCUCAAAUUCUAGGCAACAACGAAUCGUUUGAGCCAUACACAUCGAAUAUCUACAAUCGUCGUGUGUUGUCUGGUGAAUUUCAGGUGGUCAAUCAUCAUUUGAUCAAGGAUUUGACCGAAAUUGGGAUGUGGAACGAUGACAUGAAAAAUGAAAUCAUCGCGGACUAUGGUUCGAUCCAAAAUAUCACACGGAUUCCCCAAGAAAUUCGCGAUUUGUAUAAAACUGUUUGGGAAAUCUCGGUCAAGACAACCAUGAAUAUGGCCGCAGAUCGUGGUGCCUUCAUCGACCAGAGCCAGUCAUUCAACCUACACGUGGCCCAGCCCAAUUACGCAAAAAUGUCUUCAAUCCACUUUUAUGCAUGGAAACUUGGUUUGAAAACAGGCAUGUAUUACUUGCGCACACGACCAGCAGCUAACCCAAUCCAGUUCACUGUCGAUAAGAAACGUUUGGCUGCCUCACGUGCCUUAAACCAAACGAAUGGCAACACAUCAAUGAAGAGCGUCAAUGCAAAUUCAACGAUGAAUCAAUCGAUGGUCGAGAAUGGCUUAUUGAAUGAACAGGCCAACUUCAGUAUUGAUGAAGAAGACGACGCACAACCAACAGCCAAUUCUUCAGUUGCUGAUCUCGAACAUCAAAUGGCCGCAAUGGUUUGUUCAAUCGACAACAAAGAUGCCUGCUUGAUGUGCGGUUCUUAAGUUUAUUCAUAGCAUUUUGAUUUAUUUUUUUUGAAUAUUUUCAUUCUAAUCUCAGUUUGAUUCAAAAUCGAC
Molecule: messenger RNA, 3096 nt
Organism: Sitodiplosis mosellana (orange wheat blossom midge)
Lineage: Eukaryota; Metazoa; Arthropoda; Insecta; Diptera; Cecidomyiidae
Product: ribonucleoside-diphosphate reductase large subunit-like
Exons: 7
Coding region: 502-3024 (840 amino acids)
Biological process (GO): deoxyribonucleotide biosynthetic process; DNA replication
Cellular component (GO): ribonucleoside-diphosphate reductase complex
Molecular function (GO): ribonucleoside-diphosphate reductase activity, thioredoxin disulfide as acceptor; ATP binding
Source: RefSeq, a predicted model, not a curated record